Molecule: messenger RNA, 3043 nt
Organism: Athalia rosae (coleseed sawfly)
Lineage: Eukaryota; Metazoa; Arthropoda; Insecta; Hymenoptera; Athaliidae
Gene: Argk1
Product: arginine kinase
Exons: 5
Coding region: 746-1867 (373 amino acids)
Biological process (GO): phosphocreatine biosynthetic process
Molecular function (GO): creatine kinase activity
Source: RefSeq, a predicted model, not a curated record
GAAAGAGCUCCGCCUCUGGACGACGAAGUCGCCCGAUCCUUGGGCUUUCUGAGUUGUGCAAACCUCGCUGCGAAACGCCACCCGACAAUCGGGUGUUGCGCGCCUCGAAAGUGACACUUGAGAUUUAUUUCUAUGAUUAACGACUGACGCGAUCUUAUCGGGACUUCGCGAACCAGUUGCGAUUAUAAAAUUCUAAAUUGACCGCCGCUCUUUGAACACGCCCACGCAACGCGACGCGAUUCUCGAUUUCAGUUAUUAGGCCAAUGCGGGCAUAUAGCGAUCGCGGUUCGAUUUUUGUAUUCCUAUUUUCACUUCGAUAUUUUUUUUUUUUGUUCUUUGUUUUUCUCAAUUCAAGUCAACUGCGAACGAUUCACCGAAUUCGAAUCGCUAAUUUAUUCAUUCGUCGUAUUCAAUCCCAUCGGUUAAUUUCGGACUUUGUUUUCCUUCAUUUUACGUUUUUUAUUUUUUCUAUUGCGACGAACGGAAGGGCGUACACUUUACCUUCGACCGUGUCAGUAUUAUUAUUGUUUUUAAUAUCGUUGUCAACACCGUCCCUAAUCGCGAGGUACAUCUCUGCGAUUGCUGUGUGAGUUUUGAAAAGUGACGAAAAUUCAAUACCAAGGAUAAUUUUGUAAAAUAAUUGAGAUCGUCGGUGAAGCUGCGUCACGCUCGACGUAACCGGGAGUGAAUCGAAGCGAAGAGAAAUUUCGAUCAUUUUAUUAAUUAGGAGAAAACUCUAACCAAUAUGGGUGGCUGUACUUCGAAGGAUGCAACGUCCAGCGAUGACAAAAAAAAUACCAUGGUCGACCAGCAGACGUUGGAAAAGCUCGAGUCCGGCUACGCCAAGCUCGCAGCUUCUAACAGCAAGUCGCUACUGAAGAAAUACCUGACCAAGGAGAUCUUCGAUCAACUGAAGACGAAGAAGACAUCGUUCGGCUCGACCCUGCUCGACGUCAUCCAAUCCGGAUUGGAGAACCACGACUCUGGCGUAGGGAUUUACGCCCCGGACGCUGAAUCCUACACCGUUUUCGCCGACCUCUUCGACCCCAUCAUCGAAGAUUACCACAGCGGAUUCAAGAAGACCGACAAACACCCCCCCAAGAACUUCGGGGACGUUGACACCCUUGGAAACCUCGACCCGACCGGCGAGUUCAUCGUCUCCACCCGUGUGAGAUGCGGACGUUCCCUCGAGGGUUACCCCUUCAACCCCUGCCUAACGGAGGCUCAGUACAAGGAAAUGGAAGACAAGGUUUCCAGCACUCUCUCCGGUCUCGAAGGAGAAUUGAAGGGCACCUUCUACCCCCUCACCGGGAUGGCCAAGGACGUCCAACAGAAGCUGAUCGAUGACCAUUUCCUCUUCAAGGAAGGCGACCGUUUCCUCCAGGCGGCGAACGCCUGCCGUUUCUGGCCAACCGGACGUGGUAUUUUCCACAACGACGCCAAAACUUUCCUGGUUUGGUGCAACGAAGAGGAUCAUCUCCGCAUCAUUUCCAUGCAACAGGGUGGUGACCUUGGACAGGUCUACCGUCGCCUCGUCACAGCCGUAAAUGACAUCGAAAAGCGCAUACCGUUCUCUCACAACGACCGUCUUGGUUUCUUGACUUUCUGUCCGACGAAUCUUGGAACGACCGUCCGCGCGUCAGUUCACAUCAAGGUUCCAAAGCUUGCGGCGAACAAGACCAAGUUGGAGGAAGUUGCGGCAAAAUUCAACUUACAGGUACGCGGUACUCGCGGUGAGCACACCGAGGCCGAGGGUGGUAUUUACGAUAUUUCAAACAAGCGUCGUAUGGGUCUCACCGAAUACGACGCGGUCAAGGAGAUGCACGACGGUAUCGCCGAGCUAAUUAAAAUCGAAAAGGAGCUCUAAUUAUUCGAGUUUUCCCGAUACCAGAAUAUACCCUCUUUAAGAGCACCGGCAACGAAUAACCACCACAACAACAACAACAGCAUGAACUACAACAACCGGUAAUUUGUUAUGUGUACCGAAAAAGAAGAACCGCAAAAUUUUUAAUCGCAACCAAAGCAGCUAUGAUGCGUUAUCAGUAUAUCAGGCAAAUAAUAAUAAUGACAAGAACAACAACAACAAUAAUAAUAAUAUAAUUAACAUUAUCGUUGUAUUCUUGUUGUUAUUAUUAUUGUUACUGUAGAGUCAUUAUUAUCAUCAUUAAUAUUAUUCUUACCUAUUAUUAAUUAUAAUUACAAGUAUUAUUAUUAUACUAUGUUUUUAAAAUACGACUAAUAUCAUUAAUUGUUGUUAUAUAUAUAUAUUACGAUUAUUGAUUAAUCAUUAUCAUUAUUAUCACUGUAUAAUUAAUUGUUGUUAUACGUGAAAGGUUGAGCUUCAUUUUCUUUUUGUUUGUCCGAAUUAAGUUUUAUUUUUUAAUCUAAUAUAGUAUAACCAAAGCUUAUACCAAAAAGAAAACUUAAAAGACAGCUAGAAAUUUGAGAAAAUCCAAUACUGAUGAAAAGUCGAAUGAAAAAGAAUUACAGCAAAUCCAUUUUAUAUGCAUGUAUAUACAUGGUCGUUGCAUGUAGCAAAGAGAAUGAGAAAAGAGCAAAAGUGAGUCGCAGUCUCUGACAUAAACUUGUACCUUUCGAUGAGGUAUACAGUACGUAUAAUAUAUCGGGGACCGCGAUAGAAUGGUCAGUAUUUUAUGUUACCAAAAAAAUGAAGAAAAAGAGAAAAGUUUUUAACUUGCUAUGAUACAGGAAUAAAUGAAUUAACAAAAACAAAUAAAAUGAUUAAUUACGUGAAUAAUUAAUAAAAUUAAUAAAUCAAAGAAAGUAUUUAAAUAACAAAGUUUACCUACAAAAGGUCUAGGUAUGUGUAACGAUAUAACGAGUGCAGUAUUUUUUCAAGGCACUGGUGCUGUUAUUUUGCUUUUAUUGUUGUUAGGGUAUUGAACGUACCGUACGUACUACACACCGUACUAUGAUGUAUUCAUUAAUCGUGCUAGUGCUGAAAAUAACGUUGUGAUAUCGAUUAAAUAAAAAGGAAAAGAAAAAUAAAAAAAUAAAACAAAAUAAAAUUAAUGAAAAAAUA